GCCGCGGCGCGACCCGGAAGCAAAGCACCCCCACUUCCGGUGGGGGACGGAACCCCGUUCCCAUAGCAACGGCGGAUGCUCCCCGCCAUGGCUGGGCAUGACGUUUUUAAAGUGUCUUUUGUAUUUCCAAAUAAAGACAAGUAUGAUGGUGAGUGUACAAGAACACCAGAUGGUGUUCUCGAGAGGAAUGGAAAUGGAGUUCAUACCACCCCAAAUGGAAUCACUUACAAAGGAAACUGGAAAAAUGAUAAGAUGAACGGCUUAGGGAGGCUUGAACAUCCAUCAGGCGCAGUUUAUGAAGGCGAGUUCAAGGACAACAUGUUUCAUGGAACUGGAACGUACACAUUUCCUAAUGGAGCAAAGUACAUUGGAAAUUUCAAUGAAAACAAGAGACCUGGAACACAGACAUUUCUUCACUGAUGGAUAUGCUAAUAAACUUAACUACAACUUUAAAAUACAACACAGACAUGCACCGAACCUCGCCAACCUCAUCACCAGAAGCAAACUUCCUCAAGCCCAGAACACACCAAAAGGAUCCAGACCGUGCCAGGACAAGAAAUGCAAAACCUGCCAACACAUCUCCACCACCCCCACUAUUACUACACCCCACAACAGAGCCAUCAGCAUCCCAGGAUCUUACAGCUGCACCUCCAGAAAUGUAAUAUACCUCAUCCAAUGCACCAAAUGCCCUGAUGGAAGAUAUGUAGGAGAGACCAAACAACAACUGCACACCAGAAUGAAUGCACGCCAGAAAUCCAUCAAAGACAGAAACACUCAAUUACUGGUGGAGGCACAUUUCUCACAGGAGGGCCACUCUCUCCCCAAUCUCUCAGUCCUGAUCCUCAAGGGAAACUUACACAACACUUCCCAGAGACGAGCCUAUGAGCUCCAUUUCAUCAACCUGCUGGAUACUAGAGAUCAGGGACUAAACAUAGACAUUGGAUUUUUGAUACAUUACAAUCUGCCUGGCAAUUGACUCCCCAGCCCAGCCCAGCCCAGCCCCUGGCUUCUUUACUUUUCAUUCCAUCCAGGAAGAGCACACACCGACUGCUGAAACUUCCUCAGCCUAACGAAGGGUUUUUGAACCCGAAAGCUUGCUUAAUAACUAUUCUCCAACCAUUUGGGUUGGUCUAAUAAAAGAUAUCAAAUUCACCCAAGGAACCUUGCCUGUCUAUGUCCUUAGACCAACACAGCUACAACCUAAACCCCUGCAACACAGACAUGCAGCUUUUGAGAAAUGAAUUGAAAAUGACAGUUAGGAGUUUUCCCACAGGACCAUGCAAAACCCUGCACUAUAACAAUGAUUAUUGUUAAAGACAGGAAAAGCAAAAGGGAAGCUGACAUUGAUAGCAAUAGGAUCAUACAGUCUCAUGCAGACUAAUGCAAAUAUACAUCUUGAAGGUGCCACUAUUUUAUCAAAAUCAGGAUAUGUUCUAUGGAGCUUAGACCUAAUGACUUCAGGUCAUGAUUGAGUUAGUGAAGUUGUGUCUUCCUGGGUCAUUUGCUGUGAGGAAGCUGCUGAAUACUCAUUGCUCCAACGGGCAAGUAGAUGUUGCCUGGCUGGCUUACUUCUCUUGUUGGCCCUUUUGAAGUCUUUCUGGUUUAUGGGUCAGAAACUAUAGACUCCCAUGGGGAAGAAACUGGAGGGAGCCAUUUGCUUCCUGUGGCUGGGAAGAGAUGUUGGGGCCUAAUUUCAAACUCCUACUGGUCUGCUGCUCCAAAUAGUUGUUCUGGAACACUUACCCCACAUAUUCACAGUACAUUGAUCUCACUCUUCUUUAUGCUG
Messenger RNA from Alligator mississippiensis (American alligator), 1786 nucleotides. RefSeq names its product MORN repeat containing 2 (gene MORN2). The record is from RefSeq and is a predicted model, not a curated record. Lineage: Eukaryota; Metazoa; Chordata; Crocodylia; Alligatoridae. The transcript has 5 exons. The coding region runs from base 76 to 420 and encodes 114 amino acids.